This is a messenger RNA of Cydia pomonella (codling moth), 960 nucleotides long. RefSeq lists its product as uncharacterized. The record is from RefSeq and is a predicted model, not a curated record. The coding region runs from base 1 to 960 and encodes 319 amino acids. The transcript has a single exon. NCBI's taxonomy places the organism in Eukaryota, Metazoa, Arthropoda, Insecta, Lepidoptera, Tortricidae.
AUGGCUAACAUAGCAUCACAAGAAGAACUUUUUAGUCAGAUUAAAAGACUUCACACUAAUCACAAGAAAACUUCGUCAACGCGUUAUACAGCAAGUUACUUGAAAAUACGGAUAGAGUCGCUUGAAGAAUACUGGAAUCAAUUCCUUGCUGAACACCGAGAAAUUCUUAAGUCUUCAGUAAGCGUUGAAGAGAAAAAGGAACUGAAAGCACUCUAUAAUGAUGUUGAAGAUUUCUAUAUGGAGUUCAAGACUAGUUUAUUGGAACUGACGGAAUCUGUCACAAUACAAGAAGGUGCCUCACCUCCAGUGCCUCAUGCAUCUCAACCUCAAGUUGUCACAAAGAGUAAACUCCCACCGAUAAACCUCCCUUCAUUUUCCGGUGAUUACCAAGAAUGGAUGCACUUCAAGGAUUUGUUUAUCUCUAUGGUACACAAUGAGCCAGGUCUGAGUGACAUACACAAGCAUCAUUAUUUGAGGUCAAGCUUGAAGGGUGAAGCAGAACAAGUAGUCCGUCAUUUCGAACUCACAGCCGCAAAUUAUGGGAAGGCUUGGAACGCCUUAGUCUGUCGCUACAGCAAUGAUAGAGUGAUAGCUAAUACCAUACUGAAUCGCCUGCUCAAUCAGAAGAAACUCACGUACGAAUGCUCUAAAGGCCUCAAGGAUCUUCUUGAUACUACAAACCAGUGUCUCAGUAGUCUAGCAAAUUUGAAGAUUGACACAACUACUUGGGAUUCGAUAAUCGUGCAUAUUGUGGUAUCCAAGUUAGAUAGUGAAACUCACAAAGCUUGGGAGCAAUCGCUUGGUUCAUCUAUAGAGUUACCCACGUAUAAGAAGCUCACAUCAUACUUAGAGGGACGAUUCAGAGCGAUGGAAAUGGUACAAGCGACACAGAAGAAAGAUAAGAAAGAGACCACAUUUCAACUACCAGCUACUGCACCUAAAAUAAAGAAUGUGAAAUAA